Messenger RNA from Sebastes umbrosus (honeycomb rockfish), 917 nucleotides. Its product is annotated as ladderlectin-like. Bases 184 to 687 code for a protein of 167 amino acids. The transcript is spliced from 6 exons. Gene Ontology annotation, molecular function: signaling receptor activity. The record is from RefSeq and is a predicted model, not a curated record. Lineage: Eukaryota; Metazoa; Chordata; Actinopteri; Perciformes; Sebastidae.
GUACGUUGAGAUAUUUAUUGAAAACAAAGAUUUAGAUAAUUCACAGUAUAUAAGAGCUUGUGUUUCUCUUGUUCAGCACCUCCACACAGGAAGGCUGACGCUACAAGCUGAGAGACAAGAAAGAAGAUAAUCCUGCAGAAGAUCAUUUUGACCAUCAUCAUCAUCAUCAUCUCAUCCACGAAGAUGCUGACUGUAUCUCUACUUGUCUGUGCCAUGAUGGCUCUGACCAGAGCUGAUGCUGUUCCAGAGGAUGUGUUUUCAGUGAAGACUGUCGUGUUCGAGUGGUCUGCAUCUUGCCCCAGUGAUUGGACUGAGUUCAGUGGUCGCUGUUUCCUCUACGUUCAAACAGCCAGGACCUGGGCUAAUGCUGAGAAACAAUGUCAGGACUAUGGUGGAAACCUUGCAUCAGUGCACAGCCUCGAUGAGCAGCAAUUUAUUCAGGGUUUGAUACUGAGUAUCACUGAGAAAAAUGCACUGACAUGGCUCGGAGCCUUUGAUGCACAACAGGAGGGUUUAUGGCUCUGGAGUGAUGGUACGUCUUUUAAGUUCGACUACUGGGAUCAAGGACAGCCUGAUAAUUAUAAUGGGGAUUCACAUUGUAUGGUGAUGAACUAUUCAGAUCGUAAGAAAUUUGACGAUCAGCCUUGCUCUGUCCUAAGGCCGUCCGUCUGCGCCAAAAUGCCAUGAUAUCUCUUUGGAUAACAGAGGAACAUGCAGUACCUAUCACAACCACAGGAGUGUUGGGUGGAUGUGUGAUUAUCUGUGUCUUCAUCAUCUGUAGCCUCUUGCAUGUAGUAAUCUAUACUUCUUUCCUGUUACUGUUAAACUACUUAAUGAAUGUUGCCUGUUUGGCCUUUUCAUUCUGGAGUGUUCUUCUUAUCUUCUACACAAUUAAAAGACUCAAGCAUUGAAAAAAA